This is a messenger RNA of Pararge aegeria (speckled wood butterfly), 1534 nucleotides long. RefSeq names its product CCR4-NOT transcription complex subunit 7-like. Gene Ontology annotation, cellular component: CCR4-NOT complex; P-body; CCR4-NOT core complex. Lineage: Eukaryota; Metazoa; Arthropoda; Insecta; Lepidoptera; Nymphalidae. The record is from RefSeq and is a predicted model, not a curated record. The transcript is spliced from 7 exons. Gene Ontology annotation, molecular function: nucleic acid binding; poly(A)-specific ribonuclease activity. Bases 162 to 1061 code for a protein of 299 amino acids.
UUAAAAAAAAGAGGUGUCAAACGUCAAAAGCAAACUGAAAAAUAUAAUUUUAAAAUCGCUCGAAAAUUGCCGUAUCGCAAAUAUUAAAGUUAAAGCUAAUUUGCACUAAAAUUAACUAAUAAAUUUGAGUCUUAGACAUUGAUUUAGAUACGCACAUCAAAAUGACAUUGCAGAUGCCGGCGGCUAAUUUCGAUUUAAUGACUGCUUUCAAAUGUAUUAAAGAAGACAAUGUUAUUAAAAAUGUAUGGAACCACAACUUACAUGAGGAAUUCCGUAUAAUAAGACAGGUAGUUCAAAAAUAUCAGUGGGUUGCUAUGGAUACUGAGUUUCCAGGAGUUGUCGCGCGACCAAUUGGAGAAUUUAGAUCAACAGCUGAUUACCAAUAUCAGCUCCUGAGAUGCAAUGUGGAUCUUCUGAGAAUAAUACAAUUAGGUCUGACAUUUAUGGAUGAGAAUGGGAAAACUCCACCAGGCUGUACCACUUGGCAAUUUAAUUUUAAAUUUAAUCUGCAAUCUAUUGUUGACAGGGAGGACAUGUACGCUCAGGAUUCCAUUGAUUUACUUCAGAAUUCAGGGCUCCAAUUCAGAGAGCAUGAGGAGCAUGGCAUAGAGCCCAUAGAAUUUGCAGAACUGUUAAUGUCUUCAGGCAUUGUGCUUAUGGACAACAUCAAAUGGUUGAGUUUCCAUUCUGGUUACGACUUUGGCUAUUUACUGAAACUGCUUACUGAUCAAAACUUACCACAGGACGAAAAUGAGUUCUUUGAAAGCUUGAGACUGUAUUUUCCAAAAGUAUAUGAUGUCAAAUACCUUAUGAAAUUAUGCAAGAAUCUAAAAGGUGGACUACAGGAAGUUGCAGAUCAGCUGGAACUGAGGAGAGUUGGUCCACAACACCAAGCCGGUUCUGAUUCACAUCUGACUGGUAUGGCUUUCUUCAAAAUAAAAGAGAUUUUCUUUGACGGUAACAUCGAGAGUACCAGUGGACAUCUCUAUGGGCUAGGGGCGCCAUGUUCCCCCAAUUCAAAUAACAUUCAAGAAUGUGUUGAAAAUGGAAACUCUCCUUAAAAAUGAACUUAAAGAGGGUUUCAUGUAACGACGCCACCGAGUGUUCCAUUUUUAAUGAACACGAAUACUGUGAUUUUGAGUACCUGACGGUCCAGGAAUGGUGUUUGUUUGACAUAAGAAAUAAAUUUAAUUUAUGCAUGAAGCUAAACUAUUUUUAUCUCACAAAGCGGGCUUUGCAUUACCAGUUACCAAGUGUACGAAAACACUACGAAGCGACGAAGACGAUGUUGUGUCGGACAAAAUGAGAACUCCCGCGUUCACACAGACAUAGCGUUUGUUUAGAAACAAGUAAAACUCUUUGUGAGAUAAAUGUAUUAUACGUAACAUUAAGUCACUUUGAAAUUAUGUUGUUCCUAUAAAAAAUAAACUUUUUUUUAUGAUGAUUAAGAUUAACAUAAACCAACUACAGUACGGCGUGGCGUAUGUCGAUAGGUAUAAAAGAAAUGUGCAAUAAUAAAAUAAUGUUUUAAGUA